Molecule: messenger RNA, 616 nt
Organism: Gracilinanus agilis (Agile Gracile Mouse Opossum)
Lineage: Eukaryota; Metazoa; Chordata; Mammalia; Didelphimorphia; Didelphidae
Product: polyubiquitin-like
Exons: 1
Coding region: 1-489 (162 amino acids)
Biological process (GO): protein ubiquitination; modification-dependent protein catabolic process
Cellular component (GO): cytoplasm; nucleus
Molecular function (GO): protein tag activity; ubiquitin protein ligase binding
Source: RefSeq, a predicted model, not a curated record
AUGCAGAUCUUUGUGAAGACCCUGACUGGCAAGACCAUCACUCUGGAGGUGGAGCCUAGUGACAUUGUUGAGAAUUUAAAGGCCGAAAUCGAACUCAGAGAGGGCAUCCCUCCUGACCAGCAGAGGCUCAUCUUUGCAGGCAAGCAGCUGGAAGAUGGCUGUACCCUGUCUGACUACAACAUCCAGAAAGAAUCCACCCUCCACCUGGUCCUGCGUCUCAGGGGUGGCAUGCAGAUCUUUGUGAAGACCCUGACAGGCAAGACCAUCACCCUGGAGGUGGAGCCCAGUGACACUAUUGAGAAUGUGAAGGCCAAAAUCCAAGACAAAGAGGGCAUCCCUCCUGAGCAGCAGAGGCUCAUCUUUGCAGGCAAGCAUCUGGAAGAUGGCCGUACCCUGUCUGACUACAACAUCCAGAAAGAAUCCACCCUCCACCUGGUUCUGCGUCUUAGGGGUGGCUGUGUAAUUGUUGACUUUAUUGUGAAAGCAUAAAUUGCCAAUGAUAGCAUCACCUUGCACUCAGCUCUUCAAAGUCUUCAUAUUAAGUUUUGAGAUUACCAGAUUCAGUAACAGCUGAGCCAAUGCUAAUAAAGGUUUUUGUUGCACAUUGAAAAAAAAA